GAGGUGGCGGCGCGGCGCGCGGUCGACCCCUCGCCCGACGCCGUGGCGCCCGUCGCGCCCGGCAUCCCGAAGGUCGGUGAGACGCUGGAGGGCAGGGUGGCUUACAGGAACCGCUUCGGCACCUGGAUCGACGUCGGCCUCGAGCGGGACGGGCUCGUCGGCACGCAGGCGACGUGGAGCCUCGAGCUCAACCAGACGGUGAGCGUCAGGGUCGAGCGGGCGGAGGGCCGGCGCUUCUGGGUCUCCGUGCCGGGGCUGCCCGAGCGGCGGCGGUUCGAGGACCUGCGCGUGGGCGACAGGCUGGAGGGCCAGCUGGCGAGGAAGACGCCCGUGGGCGUCUGGCUCGACGUGGGCGUCGACAGGCAGGCGUUCGUCUUCGCGGCGAAGCACGUGGCCUGGAAGGGCCUCGAGUACAGGAGGGACCUGGUCACGACGGUCGAGAAGAUCGACGGCGACCGCUUUUGGGUCUCGGUCGAGGGGCUGCCCAAGUGCAGGCUGUCAAGCGACCUGAGAGUAGGCGAGUCGCUGGACGGCAAGGUCGUCUGGAAGUCGGCGGAGGGCGUCCGAGUCGACGUCGGCUGUGAGCUUGAGGCCAAGGUCUUCGCACCCAGGCAGACUGCGCUAGACAUGCUCGAGGUAGGGCAGCCCGUGAGGGCGACCUACGAGAACGGCGACUCUCGCUCGAUCUGGGUGUCCGUGGAGGGGGUGCCCAAGGCGAGGUGUCUACUUAGAGACCUGAAGGUCGGCGAGUCGCUGGAUGGCACAGUUACCGUUAAGAAGCAAGAAGGUGUCUACGUCGACGUCGGCUGCGAGAAAGAGGCACGCGUCCUCGCACCCAGGAGGAGGGCGCUGGGAAAUCUCGAGAUCGGCGAGGCGGUGAAAGCGACGGUCCAGCGCACGUCGAGCAGCGGGACGUGGGUGUCUCUGAGCAAUCUGCCCGUGGUGAGGAUGAUCGAUGAUUUGAAAGAGGGCGAGGUGAUCGAGGCCAAGGUCUCGCACGUAACGAAGGACGGCGCCUACGUCGACGUUGGCACCACGGCGAUGGCGCGCGUGCUCGCACCGAGGGACGCGUCGCUCGACAGCAGAAGCUGUUCGAGGAGUUCCGGGAGGGCCAGACGGUCGAUGGCACGGUGGCCAUGAAGAUCAAAGGCGGCGUGCUGAUCGACUUCAACUGCGAGCGGUUCGGAUUUCUGCUAGGUUCUCGGAAAGACGUGUUCAAGCUCAGGGAUGGAGAGCACGUGGAGGGCAUGAGGGUCGAGGACAUCAACGCCGAGAGAGGCCAGAUCCGCCUAUCUUAUCCUGACCUGUCCGACCACGUCGCCGGUCGGGAGGAGAGACAGUACGAGAACGCCGGAUUUGGUUAUUUUCGGCCGCUGGAUAAGGU
This is a messenger RNA of Prorocentrum cordatum, 1384 nucleotides long. Lineage: Eukaryota; Dinophyceae; Prorocentrales; Prorocentraceae. The record is from the annotation of a GenBank genome assembly.